UUAAGGAAAAUACAAAAAGGUCUUUCUCCCUUCCCUCCCUUUCUAGAACACUGUUUGACUGAUCGUCCUUGUAUGUGCGAGAAUAGUCGAUUCAUAGCAGAAGCCAUGUCGAUUUCUGUCCAUCUUAUUGUUCUUUCUCUUCUUCUGGUGAUCGGAAGCUAUGAUGAUGAUGUACAGUUCUUCGUAUACGGCGUGGUUGAUGAAUAUCGAAGAGAUGAUUUUCCGGCUGAAUUCGUUUUUGGUUCCGGCACUUCCGCUUAUCAGGUUGAAGGAGCAGUGCUGGAAGAUGGUAGGAGUUUCAGCAUUUGGGACACCUUCGCUCAUUCAGGCUACUACAAUGGAGCAAAUGGAGACGUAGCAUGUGAUGGGUACCAUAAAUACAAGGAAGACAUUCAACUUAUGGUAGACACAGGUUUGGAAGCAUAUAGAUUUUCCAUCUCUUGGUCCAGACUCAUCCCAACAGAUGGAAGAGGAUCCGUGAAUGCAAAGGGCUUACAGUUCUACAACGAUUUCAUCAACAGGCUCAUCGCCCAUGGAAUACAGCCACAUGUCACAUUACAUCAUACGGAUCUACCACAGAUACUUGAAGACGAAUAUGGAGGAUGGCUUAGUAGAAAAUCAGUGAAAGACUUUGUGGCAUAUGCUGAUGUUUGCUUCAGAGAAUUUGGUGAUAGGGUUUUGCACUGGACUAGUUUUAAUGAAGCCAAUGUGUUUGCUUUAGGUGGUUAUGAUAUGGGGUUUUCACCUCCUGGACGUUGUUCUUCCCCAUUUGGGUUUUUCAUUAAUUGCAGCAGAGGUGACUCCACCUCUGAGCCAUACCUUGCAGCUCACCAUUUGCUUCUUGCACAUGCAUCAGCUGUCAGACUAUACCGGGAAAAAUACAAGGCCAUACAGCAUGGUUUUGUUGGAAUAAAUGUGUUGUCGUAUUGGUUUGAACCUUAUACAAACACAACGGAAGAUGUGGAAGCUACACAAAGAGCUAAUGACUUCUAUUUGGGCUGGUUUUUGAAUCCUUUGGUGAAUGGGGACUACCCAGAAAUAGUGAAGAAGAAUGCAGGCAACCGAAUUCCAACUUUUACCAAACUUGAAUCAGAGAGAAUCAAGGGUUCGUUUGAUUUCUUUGGCAUAAACCAUUAUAACAAUUUCUAUGUGAAGGACAACCCUAGCAGUCUUGAAACCAACAUCAGGGAUGUUAACGGAGACAUGGCAGCAACCCUUAUAUUUUCAGACGGUGUAAGUGAACCCCUGCCAACUCAGUUCCCGGUGACUCCAUCAGGUCUCCAGAACCUCCUUAACUAUCUCAAGGAAGAAUAUGGAAAUCCUCCAAUCUACAUCCAUGAAAAUGGCCAAGUACAAGCACGUAAUGGGACAUUGAUGGACACUGCAAGGGUAGAAUACUUGCAUGCAUAUAUUGGUGCUUUGUUGGAUGCAGUAAGGAAUGGAUCAAACACAAGGGGAUAUUUUGCUUGGUCCUUGUUGGAUCUGUUUGAGUUGUUGGGUGGGUAUGACAUUGGAUAUGGUCUGUAUUAUGUUGACCUUGAUGACAAGGAGUUGACACGAUAUCCCAAGCUCUCUGCACAUUGGAUUUUUCUAUCAUCUUGUUUGUAAAAUUUCAUCAUACUCCAUUCAGUAGUUGGUUUGUUUGUUGUAGAAUAUUAUGAUUUUAUUCAGUAUACAAGUUUUGGUUCAGGUUAUGUAUUAUUGUUAUAUAUUUCAUGUUUGCUAAUAAAGUUAAGAUAAUUGUUUGAUUUUUGGUCGUUUUGCUUAUAUUUCAUAUAAUUGGGCUUUUGUAAUAUGUAUUAAAAGAAAAAUAGGUUGGAGAUGUCUCCUAGAGUUAUAAAAUCUGGGUUUUUAACAAAUUGUAAGUCUGUUUAUAGAUUUGGCCUUUGUGGUUUGUUUUUUAUAUGAGUGUUCACAGUGGGUUUGCAUUUUCAAAGCUUAUAAAUACUAUGGUUUAAAGGAUUUCAUGACUUCAAGUCAUGGUUAUCCAAAAAUAGUCCGAAAAAAAAAUCCAUUACAAAAGAAGCUAUAUUAACCAGUUCAAGAUUACAAGAUCAAAACAUAAGCUUUACAUUUUCCAUCUAUCUACUUCCAAAAAGCACUUCAGACAUAAGUCUUUAUAGCUUUUUUUUU
Lactuca sativa (garden lettuce) is the source of this 2133-nucleotide messenger RNA. RefSeq names its product beta-glucosidase 11. NCBI's taxonomy places the organism in Eukaryota, Viridiplantae, Streptophyta, Magnoliopsida, Asterales, Asteraceae. Gene Ontology annotation, biological process: carbohydrate metabolic process. Gene Ontology annotation, molecular function: beta-glucosidase activity. The record is from RefSeq and is a predicted model, not a curated record.